AUGGAUGCUCUUAUUCCUAUUCUCAAUAAACUUCAAGACGCAUUUAAUACUGUCGGUUCUGAGAGUAUUCAGUUACCACAAAUUGUUGUCGUUGGUUCACAAAGUGCUGGUAAAAGUUCAGUGUUAGAAUGUAUAGUUGGACGAGAUUUUCUUCCACGUGGUUCUGGCAUUGUAACAAGACGUCCAUUAACGCUUCAAUUGAUUCAUACGCCUGUUGAAGACAAAGAAGUUCAAUGUCAACGUUUAGAAAUCACUGUGCCGAAUGAAAAUGAAUUUGGUAUAUUUACACAUAUUAAAAAUCGAGUUUAUACGGAUUUUAAUGAAAUUCGACUAGAAAUUGAAGCGGAAACAGAUCGAAUCAGUGGGAAAAAGAAUAUUUGUAAGGAACCAAUAACAUUACAAAUUUAUUCGCCAAAAGUUGUUACAUUGACAUUAAUUGAUUUACCUGGUUUAACAAAAAUACCUGUUGAUGAUCAACCAGUUGAUAUUGAACAACAAGUGCGAAAUCUUAUCAUACAUUAUAUAUCAAAUCCAAAUGCUAUCAUCCUGGCGAUUACACCUGCAAAUGUCGAUUUUUCAACAUCAGAAGCAGUGAAAUUUGCUAAAGAAGUUGAUCCCGAAGGACAAAGAACAUUAGCUGUUUUAACAAAACUUGAUUUAAUGGAUCGUGGAACGGAUGCAUACGAUGUUCUCUGCGGACGAGUUAUUCCAGUUAAAUUAGGUAUCAUUGGUGUUGUAAAUCGAAGUCAAGAAGAUAUUAAUAAGAAAAAGCCAAUCGAUGAAGCAUUACGAUAUGAAUCUGCUUUUCUUCAAAAAACAUAUCCAUCAAUUGCUAGUCGUAAUGGAACACCAUUUCUUGCUAAAACAUUAAAUCGAUUACUCAUGUAUCAUAUUCGUGAUUGUCUACCGUCAUUAAAAGCUCGUAUUAAUCAAAUGGUAUCUCAUUUUCAAACACUUGUUAAUUCAUUUGGUGAACCCAUUGAAGAUAAAGGUCGCCUACUACUUCAAAUUAUAACAAAGUUUGCUUCAAAUUAUUGUGGAACAAUUGAGGGCACAGCAAAAAAUAUUGAAGUUUCAGAAUUAUGUGGUGGUGCACGAAUAUGUUAUAUAUUUCAUGAAACGUUUGCACGCGCUCUUGAAUCAAUUAAUCCAUUGGAUAAUUUAACUACAUUUGAUAUUCUAACAGCUAUAAGAAAUGCAAAUGGUUCAAGGCCUGCUUUAUUUGUUCCAGAAAUUUCGUUCGAAUUACUUGUUAAACGUCAAAUAAAACGGUUAGAAGAUCCAAGUUUACGUUGUGUUGAAUUAGUACAUGAAGAAUUACAAAGAAUUAUUCAACAUUGCGGUGCUCAACAAGAAUUUAUUCGUUUUCCUCGUUUACAUGAAAAAAUUGUUGAUGUUGUUACACAAUUGUUACGUCGUCGGUUACCAGAAACAAAUCGAAUGGUGGAAAAUCUUGUUGGAAUUGAAUUAGCAUAUGUUAAUACCAAGCAUCCAGAUUUUCAUGAAGCUGUAUUUAUUCAUAGAGCUUUAACAGGUGAAGAUGUUAUUGCCAGUGCUAAUCAAACGCAGAAUAAACCUAAGCGUGAUGGUCGAAAUAACGACCAAUCCACAUCAGAAAGAUCAAGUCCAAUAAAUCGACCAUUAGUUCAACGUAACGAUGGCAACGAACUACAGAUUAAUGGUGUGAAAUCUCCAACACUAGUAUCAAUGGCAUCGUUAGGCGAUGGAGCAGGUAUUAAUGAUCGUAAACUUUCACCACGUGAAAAACGCGAUUGUGAAGUAAUUGAACGGUUAAUUCGGUCUUAUUUUUUAAUUGUGCGAAAAAAUAUUCAAGAUAGCGUACCAAAGGCUGUCAUGCACUUUCUUGUUAAUUUUGUUAAAGAUCAAUUACAAAGUGAACUUGUAGCCCUAUUAUACAAAGCAACAGCUAAUGAACAUGACGAAUUACUUAACGAAUCAAGUCAUAUUGCACAACGACGUAAAGAUGCACAAGAAAUGCUUGAAGCAUUACAAAAAGCAAAUCAAAUUAUAUGUGAAGUGCGAGAAGCUCAUCUCUGGUGA
This is a messenger RNA of Rotaria socialis, 2061 nucleotides long. The record is from the annotation of a GenBank genome assembly. Lineage: Eukaryota; Metazoa; Rotifera; Eurotatoria; Philodinida; Philodinidae.